Molecule: messenger RNA, 1999 nt
Organism: Phoenix dactylifera (date palm)
Lineage: Eukaryota; Viridiplantae; Streptophyta; Magnoliopsida; Arecales; Arecaceae
Product: UDP-galactose/UDP-glucose transporter 5B
Biological process (GO): transmembrane transport; 3'-phosphoadenosine 5'-phosphosulfate transport
Cellular component (GO): Golgi membrane; endoplasmic reticulum membrane
Molecular function (GO): 3'-phosphoadenosine 5'-phosphosulfate transmembrane transporter activity
Source: RefSeq, a predicted model, not a curated record
GUCAACCACGCGGGCAACAAUUACAACCUAACCGGGCUCGGCCCCCACUCACCCGUUCUUAGUUAUCUUGGUCCCUCCGCUCUCCAACGCCGCGCCAUCGCCGACGACGCCGACCGCCGGCGACGCUUUCCUCUUUCUCCCCCGCCUUCUUCGCCCCUUAAACUACUGCCGAGUCGCCCUUUCCUUUUCCCACCACGUGCCGCUCCGAUCCACCCUCGCCCUCUCGAUCCCCACAUAUCGCGCCCGAUAUCCAUCUUUCUCCUCUCGAUCCGACCAAGAAAAGCCAAGAAAAGCAAAGAAAACCCUUGCCGAUCGCUCCCACAUUUCCGGGUUCUCCUCUCCCUCUACGCCCCCUUCCGAUUGAUCGACCCACUUCUUCCCUAAGGGAAGAGGGGGCGAAAAUCUCUUUUUCUUGCGAAAAUCUUGUUGUUUUGGGUGUUUACCUCCAAGAGUCAACCUUUCUCUCGUUAUUGGGGCUGGGGGACAGCGAGCGGUCGGGGUUGGAUUGGAUGGAAGAUGGCCGAACCUCCUCUCGUUCUCGUUCCGGUGAAAGAGAACAAGGCGUUGAAAUGCGCGUUUGCCGUGGUUGGGAUCAUGAGCACUCUCGUCAUAUAUGGGGUCCUCCAGGAAAAGAUCAUGAGAGUUCCAUAUGGCGAAAACAAAGAGUACUUUAAAUACUCACUCUUUCUUGUUUUUUGCAACCGUAUUACAACAUCUGCAGUAUCUGGAGCCAUAUUACUGGCAAGUAAGAAAUCCUUGGAUCCUGCUGCUCCACUCUAUAAAUACUGUGGAGUGUCAAUAUCUAACAUACUGACCACAACAUGUCAGUAUGAGGCCCUGAAAUAUGUAAGCUUCCCAGUUCAGACACUUGCUAAAUGUGCAAAAAUGAUACCUGUGAUGGUUUGGAGUACUCUUAUAAUGCAGAAGAGAUAUAAUGGGAAAGACUAUAUGUUUGCUGUUCUAGUUACAGUUGGCUGUACAUUAUUCAUUCUAUAUCCGGCAUCAGCUGACAUUAGUCCAUACAAUACAGGAAGAGAAAGCACUGGUUGGGGAGUUUUGCUUAUGAUUGGUUAUCUUGGAUUUGAUGGCUUUACAAGCACGUUCCAAGACAAACUUUUUAAGGGUUAUGACAUGGAAAUCCAUAACCAAAUAUUCUACACGACAAUGUGUUCUUGUCUUUUCAGCUUAACUGGACUUCUCGUACAGGGUCAUCUUAUGGCUGCAGUAGAUUUUAUACUUCGUCAUCAAGAUUGCUUCUAUGAUGUUGCAAUUCUAUCCACUGUAGCGACAGCCAGUCAGUUCUUUAUUUCCUUUACAAUCCGAACAUUUGGGGCUCUUACAUUUGCUACCAUAAUGACAACAAGACAGUUGGUGAGCAUAUUGCUGUCGUGUGUUUGGUUUUCUCAUCCCCUAGGUUGGAUACAAUGGAUUGGAGCUGCCAUCGUCUUUGGAGCUCUUUACACGAAAAGCUUCUUAAAAAGCACACCGCACAAGCCAGGGAAUGGUUUGGAUGCAAAUUCAGCAACGAACAGUUCAUGACACUGGAACUUCAAGUGGUUUUCUUCUGCAUGGGAAAAUCUUUGAUAUUUUCAUAAUUCUAUCUAAAUUCUAUGAAUUUCCUCAUCAUGUUUGCUACCUACCCAUUGGCGUUGGUAGACAGGAUUAUGAAGAGAUGGAGAAAGGAUCCACUAUAUUUGAUCUUUCGGUUUACAGGAAGAAUUUCAUUUCUGAUAGGAUGAACCAGGUAGGUGGAAAUAGGGUGCAACAAGAAAACGAAGAACUUGGUAGCCCAGAUACAUGCAAUGCUUUCAGGUGUAGAAAAUAUAGGAAAACAUGGUGGUGUUUCCAUGUAAGAUAGGAUUUUUUUUCCUUUUCAUUAUAAGAUAUACAUUUUAUACGUGAAAAAAAAAACAACCAAAUGGUGUCUGUUUUAUUUCAUCAAAAAAAUCUGAUUUCCAUGAUUCGAUAAUUUAUAGAAAACUGCAAUGACUAUGCACAA